GCUAAUGAGAACAGACUGUGUGGUUUUAGUCAGCUGGUUCUCAGGUCUUUUGGGAUACCCCAGCUAAGGGGGUUUGGGAAAUGUAAUCUUUGGUGUCAGUUGGACAGGUAGGUAGUUAAGGGACCUACCUUCACUGUAAGAACGGAACUGCCCAGUGACUGGGUUCCAGCCAGGAUUCUCCUGGACUGCACUUGCAUAGGCACUGCUCAAAUUAGCCUGUCAAACUGCUGAUUUGGUCCUUUGUGAUCAACAGGUGAAACCCCAUUGAGUGAUAAUCACAGGAAGAUAUAUAUAAGUGUGCAUCAGACCUGGGUUCCAGUGUUGCCUGUGAACACUGGAGCCAUAUUGCCCCUAUGACUUUUGAGGAUAAUACUUUACCACUUUCUCUAAAUGGUCAUUUACAAUCAUGACCUUUUGAGUUUAUUUUGCAUUUGAUUUGAAUGAUGAUCAGUUUUUCUGUUUGAGUUACCAGGAGAGGAGGUAUGUGUUCUGCACCCAUGAUUGCUCCCUGUAAAUACAGCCUCGACUUUGAUUUUCAUAUCUGGUCCCCACCACCACCAAACUUACUAGCCGCAUCUGUCUGCUAGGCUCUCAGAUCUGAACUGGGCUCACUAGGCUCCAGCCACUCUGGCUGCCUUGUAUUUCCCCAGAAAGGGUCUUCCCUUUCGAGGUUGCCAAAACUGUUUCCCCUGCCUAGAAUGCUAAAAUGUUACCUCUUCAGGGAGGACAUCUUUGCCCUAAUGUGUACUUCUUUCCUGGUUUCAGCUCAUUGCUUAUUCACUGCCCUCAUACCUGUAGCUAUUUUGUUACUUGCUGUUACCCACACUGGGCUAUAAGCCUCUUGGGGUCGGGGUUCACUUGUCAAUCCCCAGCCCAGUACUUAGCACGUGGGUGGCCCUCUAUAAAUAUGGUGGGGGGCAUUCCACGCAGGAACCGCUGGAUAAGGAACCAAGAUUCCAGCCCAACGUUCUGUUCUACCCUCAGUGCCUUGCCCAUCAAAGGGUUGGGGAUAAAUGAGGCCCAGAGCCUGGCUCACAGUGGAAAACCCCAGCUUCUCUGACCCGGGGUGGCUCCGGAACCCUCGGGUCUGAUUGUGCCCGGGGGAAUGGUUUCUAUGGUGACAGCAAACAGAGGGCGGGGCCUGAGUGGGUCUCUGAGAGGCAGCGCGGGGAGGGAGGCGGGCUCCAGCGCUGGAAGGGCGCGCGCAGCGAGGGGCGCAUGCAGGGCCCUGGCGGGGCACUUCUGAGCACCAGGGAACUGGGCCCCGUGAGCCAGGGCUCGGCCACCUGGUUCAGCCAGGAUCAAGGCCCAGCGUGCAGUUGGCGGCAGAAGCCGCAGCCACCAGAUCCACACACCAGUUCCCCCGCCUCUUGGCCCUGGGUUCCCUACCCACAAUACCGGCUGCCUGGGAGGCUGCCAUGGCCGGGGCCCGCCUCCACCCAGCCCGAGGCGAGUGGCGCUGGCCGUCAGCGCCUAGCCAGCAGUGCUGGCUUCAUGCCCUGCCUAGGCCGCUCCUCCGAGACUUCUGCCUGCGGCACUCGCGCCCAGGGCGGUGCGGAUCCCCACCUAUUCAGCCCCCGGCCUGCCCAGGUCCUGGAUGAUCCCCCCACGCAAGACGGAUCCCUUGUCCUCUGGCGAGGAUUCUCCAAGACACCUCACCACAUGGGCCGGCUCAGAAACGCCAAAAUCCACGUGGAGAGAGCUGUCAAGCAGAAGAAGAUCUUUAUGAUCCAAGGCCGCUACCCAGUGAUCCGGUAUCUCUUACGCCGGAGAGGCUGGGUAGAGAAGAAGAUGAUCCAUCCCCCGGGCACCGCCCUAAUGCCAUCCCAGAAGGAUCUGGACAGCUCAAUGCUAGGUGAUAGUGACACCACUGAGGAAGGGACAUGGCUCUCAUCAGGUCUGGGCUCUGCAUACAUUGAAGAUGAAGAAGAGCAUUAUCAACAAACACAGCUGUUUGACUUAAAUGGCCUUCUGGAAUUUGAUGACCUAGAUGGGACACAUGCUUUGAUGUCCCGCAUGGUUCGGAAUGAGACACCUUACCUUAUCUGGACCACCCGGCGAGAUGUGAUGGACUGUCGCUUCCUCUCUAAGGAUCAGAUGAUAAACCACUAUGCUCGAGCUGGCUCCUUUACUACAAAGGUGGGUCUGUGUCUCAAUCUCCGGAACUUGCCCUGGUUUGAUGAGGCUGACGCUGACUCCUUCUUCCCACGUUGCUACCGCCUGGGUGCUGAAGAUGACAAAAAAGCCUUCAUAGAGGACUUCUGGCUGACAGCUGCCCGCAACGUUCUCAAGCUGGUGGUGAAGUCGGAAUGGAAGUCAUACUCUGUUACAGAAAAGGAAGAAGCCGCAAGAGAGAAGAACCUCAAGAAUCAGGAAAAAAAGCUCAUGACAGUGUCCCCAGAGUUUGUGGAUGAGGCCUUGUGUGCGUGUGAGGAGCACCUUAGCAACCUGGCUCACAUGGACAUCGACAAGGACUUGGAGGCUCCACUGUACCUCAGCCCUGCGGGCUGGACCCUCUUCCUCCAGCGCUACUAUCAAGUGGUCCAUGAGGGGGCAGAACUCAAGCAUCUGGAUGCACAGGUCCAGCGCUGUGAGGAUCUCCUGCAGCAGCUGCGGGCUGUGAUGCCUCAGAUUGAUAUGGAAGGGGACCGCAACAUCUGGAUUGUGAAGCCAGGAGCCAAGUCUCGUGGACGAGGCAUCAUGUGCAUGGACCACCUGGAGGAGAUGCUGAAGCUAGUGGACUGCAACCCCAUGAUGAUGAAGGAUGGCAAAUGGGUGGUACAGAAGUAUAUUGAGCGCCCCCUGCUCAUCUUUGGCACCAAGUUCGACCUGAGACAGUGGUUCCUGGUGACCGACUGGAACCCACUUACUGUGUGGUUUUACCGCGAUAGCUACAUUCGCUUUUCCACACAGCCCUUCUCCCUAAAGAACCUGGACAACUCUGUGCACCUCUGCAACAACUCUAUCCAGAAGCAUCUGGAGAACUCCUGCCAUCGCCAUCCCAUGCUACCCCCAGACAACAUGUGGUCCAGCCAGAAGUUCCAGGCCCACCUGCAGGAGAUAGGGGCACCAAAUGCUUGGUCCACUGUCAUCGUGCCUGGCAUGAAGGCUGCUGUGAUCCAUGCGCUUCAGACCUCCCAAGACACAGUACAGUGUCGGAAGGCCAGCUUCGAGCUCUAUGGUGCUGAUUUUGUAUUUGGUGAGGAUUUCCAGCCCUGGUUGAUUGAGAUCAAUGCCAGCCCCACCAUGGCACCCUCCACAGCUGUCACCGCCCGGCUCUGUGCCGGUGUACAAGCAGACACCUUGCGUGUGGUCAUUGACCGGCGGCUGGAUCGUAACUGUGACACAGGAGCCUUUGAACUCAUCUAUAAGCAGCCUGCAGUGGAGGUGCCCCAGUAUGUGGGUAUCCGGCUCCUGGUGGAGGGUUCCACCAUCAAGAAGCCCACGGCACUGUGUCAUCGGCGGAUGGGGGUCCGCCCAUCACUCCCUCAUCUGCUAACCCAGCAAGGCUCUGGGGAAGGCAAGGAGCUAGGGACCCCUACCCACAGGUCAGCUUCCAGGAAAGUUGCUGGGUCCAGGAGCCAGGGGCACAUUGAGAAGCCAGACUCCACUGCUACCACCUCCGUCCCCGGGAAGGGGAAGAAAGCCGAGGUAGCAGAAAGUUUAAGGAAGUUGCCUGAGGUUGCACAGCCCAGAAGGGGCAAAGCUGGGAUGCAGACCCAGGUCUGUUGGACUCCAAACCCUGGAUUCUUCCCACUGCCUCUGGAGGAGGAACCGGGAGGGCUCCACUGCCCUCACCCUGCCCCCGUCUUCCCUACCCUGUGCACAUACCCUGUUGGGCAGCAGGGCAGCUGGUCAGCCUCUCUAGGCCCUCACAGCUUCCCUUGCUCCCACAGCCCCUUACCACUUCCCCAGCCUCCACGCCAAGGCACGGCUUCCUUCUUCCUGUGUGCUCCAACCCCAGGGGCGCAUCCUCAGAGUGCAGCCCUGCAAACUGGUGGGCACUAAGGCCCUGUCGCCCACAGGCAAGGCCCUGAUGACUAUACCAACGGCCAAGGUUAUGAUUUCCCUUCCACCAGACUCUGACCUCAAGAUGGCACCCAGCAUCCCAAAACCAAGAAAGGUGGGCCUGGAUCAAUGACUCAUACCCUGGUGGACAGUGCUGAGCACUGGGGUCAGGGCUGGAGGGCACAGGCAGAGAGCAGCUCCCAGGCUGCCCAGAGGGUGUGGGUUUGUCCCUUUCUCAGCAAGGGACCAAUAUCAGAUAAAAGGGAAGGACUUGUCCCCCUCAAAACCCCUUCCUAUACAGAUUCCUGAUCAUCUCUCCCUUUCUCCCCCCCUUUCACACCGAGGCUGUUGCUCCCAAGCGCCUUCGAGGUCCCCAACCUGCCCGUGUCUUGUGGCCUCAGACCUUUGAAGUCGGAACUCUUCCCAGCACUCACAGGAAGGUCAAGGGCAAAGGCAAGUUGAAGGCCAGACUCUGCGACAAACCCAAG
Molecule: messenger RNA, 4496 nt
Organism: Ictidomys tridecemlineatus (thirteen-lined ground squirrel)
Lineage: Eukaryota; Metazoa; Chordata; Mammalia; Rodentia; Sciuridae
Gene: Ttll3
Product: tubulin tyrosine ligase like 3
Biological process (GO): cilium assembly; cilium movement; protein modification process
Cellular component (GO): microtubule cytoskeleton; axoneme
Molecular function (GO): protein-glycine ligase activity, initiating
Source: RefSeq, a predicted model, not a curated record